Messenger RNA from Cyprinus carpio (common carp), 3550 nucleotides. It is a transcript of the gene plppr3a, whose product is annotated as phospholipid phosphatase related 3a. NCBI's taxonomy places the organism in Eukaryota, Metazoa, Chordata, Actinopteri, Cypriniformes, Cyprinidae. Gene Ontology annotation, biological process: phospholipid dephosphorylation; phospholipid metabolic process; signal transduction. The record is from RefSeq and is a predicted model, not a curated record. Gene Ontology annotation, molecular function: phosphatidate phosphatase activity.
UAACGUGGGUCCACAUAAGACAUUCGCUCCUUUAAGAACAUCUCAGUAUCUAAAAGUAAAGAUAACGUCCAGCAUGAUGGAGCGGUCGAUGCACAUGCACAAAGAGAGGAACGAAUUAACCCUUGCGGUCGUGAACGGAACUCCCUCACAAUCUGUCGCGUCUCUACAUCUCUUUUGUUACACAUUACGGGUUGAUGACUGGAAAUAAGCGGGGGUUAAGAUGCUCUCCGCAUGUUUGUGUUAAAAAGUGGACCGCCUCCUCCCUCAUUUCUGUCCCCUCCCUCAAAAAAAAAACCCCUUUCCAGUAGCCUUUUGUGUUCACGGUGUCCUACACAGUCCCUGCAUUCCUGUUUCGUUUACUAUCCGCUCAUUCGAGAGCUCUGUAUUCGAGAUCUCCAUGAGAAAGUGGCCCGAUUGCGAGGAAAUCACGCGCAUCUACUUCUGGGACUUUGCUACGUUGAGGAAAUAUAAGUGAAGUGUCCAGCUCCAUUCAUACUUUUAUCCGUUCACUUACCUUCAGCGGACAGGGGGGGAAGUGAAUACAAAGAUAUUUUGUUCAAGCGUGAAAUGGAUUAAGGCGCAUUGAGGAAAGCUGGAGCACCACAGACGAACCAAGCGACGGCGAAGGGGUCGGAGGGAGUCGAUGAAUUUCCAACAUCAACGAGAAAGAGAUUUCACUCGGCCAAACGCCAAAAUGAUGUCUCCAAAAGACAAGCCCAAGAAGAAGCCUCCCAAAGACAGCAUGACCCUGCUGCCAUGUUUCUACUUUGUAGAGCUGCCAAUAGUGGCAUCCUCAAUGAUCUCUCUUUACUUCUUGGAGCUGACAGACGUGUUACAGCCAGCCAAAGUUGGGUUCCGUUGCCAUGACCGCACACUGAGCAUGCCCUAUGUGGAAACGGGAGACGAGCUCAUCCCUCUGCUCAUGCUGCUCAGCCUGGCCUUUGCUGGCCCUGCAGCGUCUAUCAUGCUGGGUGAAGCCUUGAUGUACUGCAUGCAGUCCAAACUGAAGAUCCGCUCUGGUACAGAAGGCAGUAUAAAUGCAGGAGGCUGCAACUUCAACUCCUUCUUACGCAGAACAGUGCGCUUUGUGGGUGUUCAUAUGUUUGGGCUGUGCGCCACUGCAUUGGUGACUGACGUUAUCCAGCUGGCCACUGGCUAUCAUGCUCCCUUCUUCCUAACUGUGUGUAAACCCAACUACACACUACCGGGUGUGGCCUGUGAUAAAAACCCCUACAUAACCCAGGACAUCUGCUCAGGCCGGGACCAGUAUGCCAUCCUGUCAGCAAGGAAAACUUUCCCCUCCCAGCACGCCACUCUGUCUGGCUUCGCAGCCGUCUACAUCUCGAUGUACUUCAAUGCCACCAUAUCAGACAGUACCAAGCUGCUGAAGCCUGUGCUGGUGUUUGCGUUUGCCAUAGCAGCAGCCCUGGCAAGUUUGACCCAAAUCACCCAGUAUCGGAGCCACCCGACUGAUGUCUACGUGGGCUUCGUGAUAGGGGCUGGCAUUGCUGUUUAUCUAGCACUAUAUGCAGUGGGGAACUUUAGGUCCAAUGAAGAGUUCUACCACAGACCACUGAAGCAGCCCCCUCCUCCACAAAAAGAUCCUCUAAGAGAACUCACACAGCGUGGCCAUGACUCUGUGUACCAAAAGGCCCAUGCUUCUGAGAGCAAUGAUGAGCUAUCAGCCCCGCCACAUGUUGCUGGCCUGAACCGUAAAGUGCGUCGAGAGAAGGCCUCAAUGGGCAGCCUAAAGAGGGCUAGUGCAGAUGUUGAGCUCCUGGCUCCUCGCAGCCCUAUGGGGAAGGAGACCAUGGUGACCUUCAGUAACACACUGCCCCGUGCUAACACCAACACUAUGGAGGAGCCUACUCAGCGUCACAUGACCUUCCACGUGCCGAUGGACUCUCAGCGUUCUAAACAGUUGGUGUCCGAAUGGAAGCAGAAAUCAAUGGAGAUGCGCAGUCUCAAUUUGAGGGAUGAGGAAGAGGAGGAAGGAGCAACUGCAGAAGGAGUUGAUGGAGUUGAAGGAGAAGCUUCAGAGGAUCUGGGCAUGCCGUCCUCCCUUUAUCCUACCGUGCAAGCCAAUAGGGGAGCAACGGCGACAGCAGGAGGUGCCAGGGCGAUGAUGCCUCAGAGGUCCGGCGCCCCACAGUUGGUUCAUAUCCCAGAGGAAGCCACCAGACCACCACCGGUGUCACCUAAAAGCUCCACCACACGGGCAAAAUGGCUAUCCAUGACAGAGAAAGGAGGUCCGGUACCAGCUGCCACGCCAGAACCUCCACGAUUACCCAACCAGCCACGGGUUAUGCAGGUCAUUGCCAUGUCUAAGCAACAUGGUCCAUGUAGCAUCACCACACCAAAGUCCUCCGAGACUGCCUCAUCCUGUGCCACCUCCAGCACUGGCUCAGAGUCACCAUACUACCGCAUUCCAUCGGAGCAAGACAGAAGCAGCAUUGUCACGGUAGACGCUCACGCUCCUCAUCACCCAGUGGUCCGUCUUUCUUCAGGCAACGGGAACACAUGGGAUUGGAGGAGCACCUCCAAUGGCAAAACUGAGGUUCAUGCGACCAGCCGGACACUCCCCAGGCAGGAAUGCGUCCGUGAUUAUUGUCCCAUGAAAACGGAAUCCCUCUGUUCCUCUUCCAGUGAUCCUGAUCCAGGGAUCCUGCCUCCGCCACCUCAUCCUGACCUGCUCCUCGACAGCAGUCUAAGUCAAGAUUCCUCGCUUCACCGUAAGUCCUCGAUCUCUGCUAAAGACUGGGAGCCUGGGCAGCCUCACCCAGAGCCAGACCACUUCUUUAAGAACUUGCAAACAAACAGACCAUUUAAAGACUAAAAAUGUUACUGUAGGCCAAAUCAGGGACACUGCAAACUUCUUUUGAGAAGAACCCAAUGUGAAUAAUUGUGUUUUCAGUGGAUGGCGAGAGAAGACAGUCUUUUUGGCUCACAUCUCACAUGGAGCAUCUGGGGUGGAUUAGUGCAGUGGAGCACCAGAAGGAUCACACAGACUUGAGGAGACUGUUGAGUGUACAUGCACAAUCUGUGAGGAAAGAUGACCCACAAACCUCAAAAAAUGAAAUACAAAAUCAAGUUGUAAUUAAUAUAUUAAGGCUUUCUGUUCUUUUCAGAAAGUGUUGCCCUUUUCAAGAAGCUAAGUUCUUGUGAGUAAAGACAAAACAACCAAGCAUAUAUACAUUUGAGGUUUCAUUCAUACACAAAGACUUGCGUUGUAUUGUACAAGAAGAAGUCAUGUUUUAGUUCAUUAAUGAUUCAGACUCAUUGGGGACAGUUUUAUCCUGGGAAUAUGGACAGGUAAGCUGACUUUGCUGUGUAGGGAAUCAGUUUUAAGUAGGCCUAGUUGUGUUCUCCUUUUUAUACUAAAAUAUGAAGUACUCUUGCUUGUUUGUACGUGUUGCAUGUGUGUUUAUUUAUGUGUCUUCUUGACUUUUGAUGGACUGUUAUAUAUCAGCAGGGAUGGUCGCUUUCAUUUUGCUGCCCAAUGUUAAGGUUUUUGUAACAAACUUUGAAAAAUAAAAUUGUAAUAAUACUA